AUGGACCAUGGAUCGGUUCUUCAUAAAUAUAAUGAAGAAAAGAAGGAGCUGCAAAGUCAAAGUGACACUUAUCAACAAAAACUGGACGACCUAAAUAAAAAGGUAGAAUCGCUCAAGCGUGACAUCAAAGUAGUAGAGACCAAACAUUUGGAAGAGAUUGCUCACACGAAAGCAAUUGAACAAUCAAAGAAAUCAGUCGAGUCAGAAUUGCACGAUUUAACUCAACGACUUUUUGAAGAAGCCAAUGCAUUAAUUUUGACCGAAAAGCAAGAAAAAUUAAAACUGCGGGAGAGUUAUGAUGUUGCCAAGAUCAAACUUCAACAAACCGAGAAUGAGCUCAAUGACGUACAAGGCGAACUGUAUGAUUUACGUGAAGCGAUGAGUAAGAAAAAAGAACAAGAUGAUUGUGUCGAACAAUUAUCAACACACGAAAACUAUCUCUUAAGAGCUCAGUUAGAUAUGUCCGCUUUGAUGAAUCAUCCACAGCCUGUAAAAAUCCACGCUUUUCAGGACAGCGAUGCAGACUAUUCAAUCGAUCAUAUGCUUCUGAAAGAGUUUGAACAGUUUGUGCACACACUACAGUCGCAAUCAUCACUCGCAAAACUGCAUAGUUAUCCCUUCAUGAAGUAUAUAUUGAAACAAGAUAUUGAACCUUGCCUAAAGCCUGUUGUAACAAGCCAUUACUCUCAUCAUUAUCAUCACAACCCUACAACAUCCAUAAAAAAAUUACUGGAGGCUAUGUUGGCAAAGACAUGCUUCUUGGAGUUUUGUACACCUGAUUAUAUGCAACAGGAGAUUGCAAAACGAAGAAAAGAGAAUCAAACAGUUAUCUUGGAUACGAAGGAAAUAGAACACGAACAAAAAGAGCAGCCACAAGACGGCGGCAUGAACAAUAAUAGGCCGCUAAACGAAGACAUGUGGAAGUUCCGAACAUCUUAUUUCGAUAAAUGGUCAUUGAUUGACAGACAUUGUUAUAGCCGAAUUGCUUCUGUCAAUGAGCUGUACAUGUGGAUCAGAAAAUUGCAAGUAGGUGUUUACAACCAUAUGAAAAUAACUGAGAUAUAUCAAGAGUAUACGAGGCUACAGUUACAGAUGCUGAUUAGCAGGUACAGAACAGAGCCAUUUCUAAACGUAUUUGAAUUGGAUGCCUUUGUUUAUUAA
Molecule: messenger RNA, 1161 nt
Organism: Mycotypha africana
Lineage: Eukaryota; Fungi; Mucoromycota; Mucoromycetes; Mucorales; Mycotyphaceae
Exons: 2
Coding region: 1-1161 (386 amino acids)
Biological process (GO): exocytosis
Cellular component (GO): cell tip; Golgi to plasma membrane transport vesicle
Molecular function (GO): guanyl-nucleotide exchange factor activity
Source: RefSeq, a predicted model, not a curated record